AUGACAGAUCAAUUCGCUUACUCAUAUCCAUCGCCGUUGGAGGGCUAUGGGGACUUGAAGCCACUGACCGACGAGCGCAACGAAGAUGGGAAAUCUCUGAAGAAUCCCGAAACCGGCGUCCUAAGCAAAGCCUACGAAGAAUUUCCAGACCCAGUGAGCAAAGGCCGACGCGGCGGGUUCGACGUGCACAUCUACCACUUCCAGACAAAUCCAGACCAAGUAGCCUACGCCAAGGCCCUCCACGAAAGAAUUCGACGCGAAUUCCCCGAACUCCGCAUUUAUAAAUUCUUCGACCAACCCGUUGGCCCGCACCCCGUCGCCAUGUUCGAAGUAAACGUGUUCACACCAGCACAGUUCGGAGCUUUUAUUCCCUGGCUGAUUAUUAACCGGGGCCAGCUGAGUGCACUGAUCCACCCGAAUACGGAUAUAGAGGCGGGUCGGUCGGAGGGGGCGGAGGAAGAGCGGAAUCAUACGCAGCGGGCGACGUGGUUAGGGGAUCGAAUUCCGUUGGACUUGAGGUUGUUCAAGCUGUGGAAGGAGAAGGAAAGGAGGGAAGAAGAGGCGGAAAAAGACAAGCAGGGGAGGUUGUGA
Molecule: messenger RNA, 591 nt
Organism: Penicillium pulvis
Lineage: Eukaryota; Fungi; Ascomycota; Eurotiomycetes; Eurotiales; Aspergillaceae
Product: DOPA 4,5-dioxygenase family protein
Exons: 4
Coding region: 1-591 (196 amino acids)
Source: RefSeq, a predicted model, not a curated record